Molecule: messenger RNA, 885 nt
Organism: Geodia barretti
Lineage: Eukaryota; Metazoa; Porifera; Demospongiae; Tetractinellida; Geodiidae
Source: the annotation of a GenBank genome assembly
AUGAUGGCGACCGCCAGAAGCUCUAGUGUCGAUCUUUUGCACAGACUGCGCCCACCACAGCCGCACGGUGGAGGAGGACGGGGAGCAGCAGCAGCUCGGAGUCUCACAAACCUAUCAGACGACCCCAUGGAGGUACUGGACUGGUUCCACCCCCAACUCACACGACACGCAGCCGAGUGCAUGCUCAUCGACAACGCGCCCGAAGGAACCUUUCUCCUCCGUUCCUCGAGCGACGGGGAGGGCUACGUUCUUUCAGUGAAACUCUCGAGCUCUGUCCAACACGUCCGGAUCACCAUUGGCCCGGGGGGCCGGUACCACUUCGGGAACAGCUCCUUUGAGAGCGUUCGGGGGCUGAAACGACACUUCGAACUCGAAAAACCGGUUAUCGGUGGGGACUCGAACAUCAGAGUGGUCCUAAAAUUUCCUUACUCGAGAUUUGUUGAGGAGAGCCAUCUCUACACGGAAGUAGUUCAUCAUGCGGUCACCAACUACAUCAAUGACUCCAGUGACAGUGAUACGGACUCGAGCUCGCCGAGCCACGGGUCAUCAUCGUCCAUGACAGCAACAACAAGCACCCGGACGAUGGCGAUUUCGUCCAAGGAGGGCUACCUCACCAAACAGGGACGGAUUCGGAAGACUUGGCGCGUCCGUUGGUUCAUCCUGCGAAACCAGAACUUGUCGUAUUACCGCACCAAACAACACAAGAAACCACUGGGUACACUGGAUCUCACGGAAGCAAUUUCUGUAGAUUUGGACACGUCCAAGGAUAAGGAGUUUUGUUUCCGCAUUAUCAUGCCCUCGAGAACGUGGUAUUUCCUAGGUAACAGUGUGGAAGACAGUCAACAGUGGGUCGAGCUGCUGAGAUUGAAACUAGCCCGAGUCUGA